AUGGCGAGUGAGGCCAGUGUGGAUGCGAGUGUUGGUUUGGGAGCGGGGGCUGCUCCGGGUUGGGGUGGUGCUCCGGCUCAGGGUCUUGAUGACUUAGUGGUGGGUUUGCUGACGCAGUUAUUGGCUCGUUUUCCGCCAGUGGUUCCACAGGGGGCUCCGGGAGUACCUCCAGUGGCAGAGGUGCAGCAGAGGGCUGCGGGUUUGUUCAGCCGCAGGCUGUGGGGUUUGGUGGUGCCGCCUAUCUUGGAUAUGAUGGGGCACAUGCAGAGGAUUGGUACGCCGUACUUUGAGGGCGGAGUUAGCCGGAGGCGGCAGAGUGUGUCAGAGAUUGGAGCGGAAUUUCCAGUCUAUCAGAUUGUCUGGUUUAGUACCAGGUGA
Molecule: messenger RNA, 378 nt
Organism: Microthlaspi erraticum
Lineage: Eukaryota; Viridiplantae; Streptophyta; Magnoliopsida; Brassicales; Brassicaceae
Source: the annotation of a GenBank genome assembly